Molecule: messenger RNA, 966 nt
Organism: Exophiala mesophila
Lineage: Eukaryota; Fungi; Ascomycota; Eurotiomycetes; Chaetothyriales; Herpotrichiellaceae
Exons: 4
Coding region: 1-966 (321 amino acids)
Biological process (GO): proteolysis
Cellular component (GO): extracellular matrix
Molecular function (GO): zinc ion binding; metalloendopeptidase activity; molybdenum ion binding
Source: RefSeq, a predicted model, not a curated record
AUGUCUCUGCAAACGGAACGAGAUAUUCAGAUAUCCCGUAUUUGGAUACACCCUUUCAAAAGUGCAAGCCCAAUCGAAGUCACGAAGGUGUUGGUAGAUUCAAGAGGACUUCAAUAUGAUCGGAUAUACAUGCUGGUUGAGGAAGAGAAGAGAGAACCUGGACAAUACAAGUCUAUGAGCCAGAAGCGAUAUCCGAUGAUGGCUUUAUUGAGGCAGACGAUAGAUGACAAGGAUGUCGAUCUCGCCAGAACGUUGACGGUGACGGAUUCCAAUACCGAGGAUCAGAUCGAACUCCCACUGGUACCGGACGUGUCCGAGCUGGCACAGAUUCAAACCACAAUGCCAUUCUACCCUCGGCCUCUCAUGGUUUGGGACAUGGGAGACGAGCCGGCCGCAUUUUUCUCGAGAUUCAUGCGAAGAGCUUGUAGAGUCGUCUAUCGAAACCCGACACGCGAAGUUUACGGACCCCAGCCAGAGACAGGGUAUCGAUUAACCAAUACUCUUUUCAAGUGGGUAUGGCCGCGUAACUAUUUCACCAACCUAACCGACGCUGCACCACUUCACAUCAUAACCGAAGAAAGCCUGAAGAAGCUGACGUUGAUGAAUGGUGGCCUCGAGGUGACUCCAGCGCGUUUUCGACCCAAUAUCAUGCUAUCUGGUUGCAAAGCGUGGGAUGAGGAGACUUGGAAGAUGAUUGAGGUGGAAAAUGUUGGUAAAAUUGCCGUGACUGGUCGCUGCCCCCGAUGCGGUGUCCCGGACGUGGACGAGGAAACAGGAAAAAAAGACCCCUUGAAUCGGCCAGGGACUCUACUACAGAAACUCCAUACCACUGAUCCGAGCCUCAAAUGGGGCAGUCGACCAAUGUUUGGCAUGUGGGCUAUUAAUUUGUUCUCUGGUCAAGUUAUUUCCACGAGUACUAAGGUACGGGUGACUCAAAGGGGCUAUCACGAGCUGUUCUACCCGUGA